Molecule: messenger RNA, 3942 nt
Organism: Toxotes jaculatrix (banded archerfish)
Lineage: Eukaryota; Metazoa; Chordata; Actinopteri; Toxotidae
Product: voltage-dependent T-type calcium channel subunit alpha-1H-like
Exons: 31
Coding region: 1-3942 (1313 amino acids)
Biological process (GO): calcium ion transmembrane transport; positive regulation of calcium ion-dependent exocytosis; calcium ion import
Cellular component (GO): voltage-gated calcium channel complex; plasma membrane; voltage-gated sodium channel complex
Molecular function (GO): low voltage-gated calcium channel activity; voltage-gated sodium channel activity
Source: RefSeq, a predicted model, not a curated record
AUGGCUCGCUGUGAGGAGUACAGGGGAAAGCAGCAGGUGGUAAUCUCUGUGCCAGAAGUUCCCAUGGACGAGGAGCAGCUGCCCUAUCCGGCCCUGCCCCCUGUGGUGGUGGCCCUCGGACUCUUCGGCUAUUUGAAGAGCAACUGGAACAAGUUGGAUGUCUUGGUCAUCUCUGCAGAGGUGUUGGAUUAUUUUCUGGCUUCUCUUGGCAUCCACACCCAAGUGUCUUAUGUGUUCAGGCCAAUGCGAGUCAUCAGCAGAGUCCCAAGUAUGCGAGAGCUGGUGACAGUAUUGUCAGACAUAUUGCCUAUGCUUGCAAAUGUUCUUGUGCUCUACGCCUUUGUCCUCCACAUUUUCGCUGUUGUGGGAGUUCAACUGUGGGCAGGGCAGCUGCGCAACCGCUGCUUCCUCGGAGAGGACAUCCCCAAAAAGUACAACGUGUCUCUAACUCCAUACUUCCAACCUGGUGAAAAAAGCCCAUUCAUUUGUUCAAAUGACAAGAAUGGGAUGCGGCUCUGCCAAGAUGUGCCACCUUACACCAAAGAUGGGGAAACCUGCUCACUGGUCCCUGCAUUAGCUGGAGCCAGGGUUAAUGGCUGCGUAAACUGGAACGUGUUCUACAAUGUCUGUCGUGCCGGGGAGGACAACCCUUACAUGGGAGCUAUCAAUUUUGACAACAUCGGCUAUGCCUUGAUAGCUGUAUUCCAGGUUGUCACACUGGAAGGAUGGUCAGAGAUCAUGUUUUAUGUUAUGGAUGCUCAUUCCUUCUGGAACUUCACAUUUUUUCUGCUCGUCACCAUUAUAGGCUCCUUUGUCAUGAUGAAUGUGUGUGCAGUUGUCAUUGCCACACAUUUCUCAGAGAAAAUGAAGAGAAAGACACAAGAUCCGCAUGCUGGCAUUAUCAUGGAGACCUGCUACAAAUUAGUCUCCUGGCUGAGGACGAUUAUCACCGAGACCUACGACAAAUUAGGCUCCUGGCUGAGGAGGAUGUGCCAUAGAAGUUAUUUACUGUUAAUCAUGUCUCGUCCUUUUACCAACAUACACUGUGGCACGGUGAACUCUGCUGGCAGCAGGAGCAACAGGGUGAACUCUGCUGGCAGCAGGAGAAACAGGGUGAACUCUGCUGGCAGCAGGAGAAACAGGGUGAACUCUGCUGGCAGCAGGAGGGUUAUCACACUGGUCUCGAUGCCAUACAAGACAAAACUUGAGAGGAUCGUCAACAGCAAACUCUUCGACCUACUGAUCAUGCUUGCCGUUUUCCUCAGUGUUCUCACCAUUGCCAUAGAACACCAUGAGCAGCCUAAGGAGUUGGCAAGUAUGUUGCAGAUCAGUAACAUCGCCUUCACCCUUAUAUUUGUUGUGGAGAUGAUCUUAAAGGUUCUGGCCUUCUCGUGGGAUUACUUCAGGGACCGAAACAAUAUCUUUGACUUUGUCAUCGUUAUCAUCAGUUUGUGGGAGAUAACUUCUAAAGCUCAAGGCAGGUUGUCAGUUCUGCGUGCGUUUCGUCUGCUGCGGUUUCUGCGGCUGGUUCACUUCCUCCCUUACCUGAAGAGACAACUGGAAGUGCUGCAGAGGACAAUGCAAGAGGCGGCCCCGCUCUGCAGGCUACUGCUGUUUCUCACUUUGAUUUUUAGUGUGAUAGGUAUGUGCCUGUUUGGUGGGAAAUUCAACUGCCAUACACAGGAUGAGAGCAGCAUCAAUGAGCGGAAGAACUUUGACUCCCUACUGUGGUCCAUGGUUACUGUGUUCCAGAUUCUGACUGAGGAGGACUGGAAUCUGGUGCUAUACAAUGCCAUGGCUGUCACCUCUCCAUGGGCCGCUCUCUACUUUGUUGCCAUCAUCGUGCUUGGAAAAUAUGUCCUCCUCAAUGUACUUGUGGGCAUAGUAGUUGAAAGCUUCCAGGCUAAGGACUCCUUAGGUUCAGAUCAAGACUCCACCAGUUCCACUCCUUCCACCCAGCCUCCUGAGAGUCAGACAGAAAACAAUGAGACAAAUGAUUCCUCAAGACCCAGUCAAGACCGCUCGCUCUGUUCCUGUUGGUGCAGUAGACCUACUGCAAUUAACUCUGCACCUACAGAUACCAAUGAGGACAAUAGAUCUUUGAACUUCAUCCAAAAAGUGUUGUUCUGGUGCAAAGAGCAUAAGGACUGGUCCCUGUAUGUGUUGUCUCCACAGAACAGGUUCAGAAUCUUUUGCCAAUCUCUGAUCUCUCACAAGAUGUUUGACCAUGCGAUUCUGCUCUUUAUUCUCCUGAGCUGUGUCACUAUUGCUAUGGAGCGACCUGAAAUACACCCUAAAAGCACAGAGCGAUGGAUCCUGAAUAGGUCCAGUUAUAUAUUCUCCACUGUCUUCCUGAUAGAGAUGCUUUUUAAGGUUCUAGCUCUUGGUUUUGUGAUCGAGAAGGGUAGCUACUGCCGGUCUCCCUGGAACGUCAUGGAUGGGCUUUUGGUGAUUCUAUCCUUAACCCACGUCAUUGCCUCUCUGGUCAGUACAGGCAAAAAUAACAUGCUGGGCAUCCUCAAAGUUUUACGCCUGCUACGUACACUUCGCCCACUGAGGGUGAUCAAGCGAGCCCCGAAACUGAAGCUGGCUGUGGAAGCUCUGAUCGCCUCUGUUAAACCCAUCAGUAACAUUGUUCUCAUUUGCUGCGCCUUCUUCUUUUUCUUUGGCGUCCUUGGGGUGCAACUGUUCAAAGGGAAGUUCUACCACUGUGUGGGUGAGGACAUAAGAAAUAUCACCAACAAGGCUGACUGUCUCUCGGCCAACUAUCAAUGGGUACGGAAGGAGUAUAACUUUGACAGCCUGCCUCAGGCUUUGUUGGCCUUGUUUGUAAUGUACUCUCGGGAUGGCUGGGUCAACAUCAUGUACGAUGGGCUGGAUGCUGUGGGAGUAGACCAACAGCCUGUGAGGAACCACAAUGAAUGGAUGCUUCUUUUCUUCAUUUCCUUCAUGGUUAUGAGCUUCCUUCUACUCGACAUGUUCAUCGGUGUGAUGGUGGAGACCUUCCACCAGUGUCAGCAGGAGCAACGAAGGAAUGAAGGAGAAGAGGGAGGAAGGAUACUGCCAGACCAAAGGAGGGAGCCUGAGCAGAUGCCGUAUUACACAUACUACUCCCCCAUUCGAAAGUCUAUCCAUGCUCUGUGUACCAGCACCUUCCUGGACCUCUUCAUGACUGUCAUAAUUGUCAUGAGCGUCUUGGUGAUGGCUUGUGAACAUUAUAAUCAGCCUCGGUAUGUAGAGGAGCUUAUGGAUUACUCCUGGUAUGUGUUAAUUGCCAUCCUGAUCAUCGAAGUCUUGCUGAAGUUUGUGGCGUUUGGCGUACUGAGGUUCAUAAAAAACAGCUGGAAUUUGUUGGACCUCGCUGUAGUCUUGGUUUCCAUCUUCAAUAUCGUUCUCAACGAGAUACAAACGGCGUAUGAAGUUCCGUUUAAUCUCACCAUUCUGAGAGUCUGUCGAGUUCUCAGGCUAGCACAAGUGCUGAAGGCCAAAAGGAUCAGAGUUCUCCUGAAAAUGCUUAUCAAGACGUUAUCACAGGUUGGAAAUAUUUGUCUGCUCUUCACAUUCUUCUUUUUCAUCUACGCCGCGAUGGGAGUGGAACUCUUUGGCAAGCUCGAAUGCAGCGACGAUCACCCGUGCCUGGGUAUAAACAGGCAUGUCAACUUCAGGCAUUUUGGGAUGGCCCUGCUCGCGCUCUACCAAGUUUGCACCGGAGACAACUGGAGCGGGAUUUUAAAAGACACUCUGAGGGAAUGUCGUCCCGAUGACAACGGCUGUUUGAGCUACCUGUCCUGGGUCUCCCCAGUCUUUUUCACCACCUUUGUCAUCAUGGCCCAGUUUGUGUUAGUGAACCUGGUCGUGGCAGCGAUCAUGCAAGCCCUGGAGGACAGCCACAAGGAGGAAAACAUGAGGGAGACUGAGCAGGCCCUGUCGUCUCCAGAGUAG